This is a messenger RNA of Penicillium atrosanguineum, 300 nucleotides long. Its product is annotated as Carbon-nitrogen hydrolase. The transcript has 2 exons. Lineage: Eukaryota; Fungi; Ascomycota; Eurotiomycetes; Eurotiales; Aspergillaceae. The coding region runs from base 1 to 300 and encodes 99 amino acids. The record is from RefSeq and is a predicted model, not a curated record.
AUGAGCACCGUCGAGGAUCCAGUUCUUGCCAAACCGGUCGACCUCUGCUGCCUCAAAGGUUCCAUUCACUCGGGAGAGCCCGCAGGGAAGGCCGUGCAGAUUGGCGGAGUGAACACCUAUGUAGCCACACCUCACGCAAUGGUGUCAAAUGACAAUGUGCUAUUGUUCUUCCCUGAUGCCUUCGGCUUGCAAAUCAGCAACUUUUUGACAAUGGAUGCAUUUGCCGCCUGUGGGGAAGGAGAGGCUUACGCCCCAGAUCUAGGACCCUAUCUGGAAGCAUUCUCUGAACCCCUUGAGUGA